Messenger RNA from Suillus clintonianus, 1969 nucleotides. RefSeq lists its product as uncharacterized. NCBI's taxonomy places the organism in Eukaryota, Fungi, Basidiomycota, Agaricomycetes, Boletales, Suillaceae. The transcript has 13 exons. The coding region runs from base 109 to 1869 and encodes 586 amino acids. The record is from RefSeq and is a predicted model, not a curated record. Gene Ontology annotation, biological process: cristae formation.
AUAGGGGGAACCGAGAAUUGGGCGUUCAACGUUGAACAGUGUCGUCGACCAUUCGUCGUUGGAACUCGUGGUCAACACUGAGACCACGCGCAACGUUCUGGACCAGCCAUGAACGAAUCACGCGUAGACCCAGUGCGAAAUGAAUACCUCUAUUCAGUGUUAAACGUGCCAACGAGCGCCUCCGCAAACGAAAUAAGGGAACGUUACAGAGCGCUUUCCGUCAUCUUUCAUCCCGACAAGCAACGCGGUGAACGCACGAAGGACACUGCAGCUGUGGAAUUUCUUGAAAUCCAAAGGGCUUACGAAGUUUUGUCCGACCCCUUUCUCCGAGAAGUGUAUGAUUUCCUGGGUGAAGAUGCUCUUAAAAACGCAUGGCCUCCAGAACUGCGAUCUCAAAGUGUUGAACAAAUACGUGCCCAUCUUCGACGAUGGAGGAUCGAUCGAAGUCAGGAAGUGUUUGAUCGCCUCAUUCGGCCAAGAGGCACGGUGACGUGUGCAAUUGACGCAUCGACGUUAUUCGCACGCGGUGAUGACCUAGAUUAUGAUUCGAGAGGCCUCUUCGCCCGCUUGCGUGGAGUCUGGGUCUCUCAAUUUGCGAUUCGUCACUCUGUUACGAAAGUGUUGAAUGAAAAGACUAAUCUUAAAUUCACGAGUCACCUUGGACUAGGCCCUCGAAAUGACCUGCUUAGCAGAAAUAACCUCAUGGGCACGAUACGCCAUCAAUUCUCUCCUCGGCUCGCUGUGGAGGCUACAGCACAUUUCUUAGAACCUCACCUCGUUGUCGCAAAGGCAAGCUAUGAAGACAACGACAAUACGUUAAAUUGCCGUGUGCAUUUCAUUCCUGCGUUCUGGAACCUUCUCCCUCCGGCUAGUACCGUUUCCUUCAGUCGUCGACUCUUCCGACAUGCUUCAACGGUGGGCUCUGUGGCGUGGACUUUCUCUCCAUUGUCCAUGGGAAGCUUUGAAUUUGAUAUACACUCCCCUCAGCCUUUUGACUUCUCGUCUCCUGAAAAUUACGUUCGCUAUACGGACCGGAUGAACGCCGACUUCACAAAUAAGCCCGGCUCCGUCAGUGGUUUUGGGGUUGGACUGUGGGCCUGGUCGUGUGGGUUUCAACUAUCUGGCAUUAACUCAUGUAUCAAGACCGAAUGGACCAUCUGGUUUUUCGAACUAUCACUGAGAUUCAAGGCAGGCCUAGAGAUUGGAUUUCGGAGAUUGGCCUAUUUAGUCACCGGGACAUGGACUAACGCAAAUGCUGCCAUAUCAACCAGCUUUGGCGUGAGCACCGAGGGGUUAAUCAUGCGCUUUGAGUUGGAAUAUCUCCAUCAGAAAUGGAUAUUGCCAAUAACUUUGUCGACUGUAAGAAAUCAAACAUUGGAGUUCUUUUCGGCUGUAGUGCCUUCAACAGUUCUUCUCCUCGGAUAUCACUUUGUUUUGAAGCCUCGUAGGCAGUUACAACGAACCUUAUAUUUCCGCAAGGCCGAGCGCCUCCUCAAAGAGGAAAAUUCCCAACUCAAGAGGCGCAUUGACGACACCGUGGAGUUGUUGAACGAAACUGCCAAACGUCACAUGCAGUUGGAAAGAAGCAGAGGAGGACUUGUCAUCCUGAGUGCGACGUACGGGUCUGAAACAGACGCCAGGAGCCUUACGAUCGAUGUGACCGUGCCUGUCCAAGCCUUGGUGCACAACAGUCAGGUCCACGUCCCCGGCCAUCGGACAAAGGCCGGUAUUCAAGGGUUCUACGAUCCCGCCCCUGCAUCCCCUAAAUGUCUUCGUGUGCGUUAUCUCUUCCGCGAUCGACAACAUUACGCAGAGAUUCCCGAUUAUAUCCCGGUCGUGUUGCCUUUGCCAGACCAUCUCGUGAAUUAAUCUGUUACCGUCACCUCCGAUCUGUUACGAGCCUACUUCACUCCUCCUUCAGUAUCUUAAACUUUGAUACUCAUAUCUAAUGUCAGUCUGGACGACUAGA